AUGGCUGAGGAAAAGCCCAAGGAAGAAGUCCUGACUGAGAACAACAACCAUAUCCAUUUGAAGGUGGCGGGGCAGGAUGGUUCUAUGGUGUACUUUAAGAUUAAGAGGCAUACGCUACUCAGUAAGCUGAUGAAAGCCUACUGUGAACGACAGGGUCUGCCGGUGACACAGGUCAGGUUCCGCUUCGACGGGCACCCGAUCAAGGAAACAGACACGCCAGCACUGCUGGACAUGCAGGACGAAGAUAUAAUCGACGUGUUCCAGCAGCAGACAGGAGGCAUCCACUGAAACGGGAGCUCGCUGCUUUACUCCAGGACUCUGUUCCUCCCAACCAAGAAGACGUUCUCAGCUGGCAAACCCCAAUUCGGUCCCACCACACCCUGA
This is a messenger RNA of Ailuropoda melanoleuca (giant panda), 384 nucleotides long. RefSeq names its product small ubiquitin-related modifier 2-like. Lineage: Eukaryota; Metazoa; Chordata; Mammalia; Carnivora; Ursidae. The transcript has a single exon. Gene Ontology annotation, molecular function: protein binding. Bases 1 to 288 code for a protein of 95 amino acids. The record is from RefSeq and is a predicted model, not a curated record.